GUUCGGAUGAGGUGUGGGCCAACCUCGUCCACCACUGGUCUUCUGAUCCAAACUUCUUGGCAAGGAGCGAAUCCGGUAAGAAAAAUCGGAUGUCUGAGAAGGCCUUGGAGACCCAAUGGCACGGGGGUCGCAAACCUCAGAGUAAACAUAGAGAAGCUCUUGCGGGGCCUGAGAAGAAGAAGGUCUCGAUCCUCAAGGUCAUAAAACAUUGUUGGACAAAGCACGGCGAUGAGUCGGAAGCCGAUCUGCCACCCCGCCUCGCCGAAAUCGAAACGAAGUACAACACAAAUGUUGAGAAGAAGCGGGCGGAAUUAG
This is a messenger RNA of Cuscuta epithymum, 315 nucleotides long. The record is from the annotation of a GenBank genome assembly. NCBI's taxonomy places the organism in Eukaryota, Viridiplantae, Streptophyta, Magnoliopsida, Solanales, Convolvulaceae.